AUGGAAGGGAAAUUAGAAAUUGGCUCCACUAGCAGUGAACCUACUCUACAGGGGGCUUUGUAUUAUCAUGGAUACUGGUCCCAAGACAAGAGAUAUGAUCAUAAUGCACACAUCCUAUGUGCUGAGGCUGGGUUGGCUCCUCAGCUGCUCUAUGUUGAUGCUCAGCAUGGAUUUAUAAUGAUAUUGAUGGAAUACGUUCACAGACACCUGCUUAGUUCAUACUCACCAGCAGAAAUUCAGGGCUUGUCACUGGAUUCUUGCCAUAGAAUCCUUGCAGAUAUUACAGCAGCUAUCAAUGUUUUGCAUCAGACAAACACUGUAUUUGGCAAUCUUCACCCUCUGAACAUUCUGGUAGUGGAUAAUGGGACUCAUGGCAUUAUGAUUCAAGACUCGUCGUUGGCUGCUGCAAUAGGUCUCUUAUUCAAUGCAGCGAAAGUACUGGCUGAACAACAAACCAAUAUUAAUAUGACAAUCGAACUAUUAUUUGUGUAUGUACCCAAGCAAUCUCAUUGGAAUUUCACAACAGACAACAACUGA
Messenger RNA from Paraglomus brasilianum, 537 nucleotides. NCBI's taxonomy places the organism in Eukaryota, Fungi, Glomeromycota, Glomeromycetes, Paraglomerales, Paraglomeraceae. The record is from the annotation of a GenBank genome assembly.